AUGACAUUGGAAGUCAUAAAUGAGCCGACUGUUGCAGAUAUUACAAAAGAAGCUGAAAUGGAAUUAGCGGUAUUUGAGCAGGCUCAAAAAAUAGACAAAUUACUGGAAAAAUUGGAAAAGAUUGAUCCAUCGAAAGAUGCGGCGGAAGACGAAGAAAUUCAGGAAUUAUAUCAAUCAACAUUACCUAUUCGAUCAAAAUUGGUCAAACUUAUUGAGAAAUAUAGUCAGAAGAAAGUAUCAUAUCCACAGUAUCCAACCAAAAGUAGUAUAAUUGAACAGCCAACUUAUUCUACAACAAGAAGAGAUACAUUACCUCUUCCUCAAAUACCUGUGUAUCAACAAUCCAAUUCUAACGAAAUAAGUCAACUCCCACCACAACCACAACCAAUAAAAUCUGAUCUCAAUAUCACUUCUCAACAAAUUCCACAGCAAACUCAUUAUAAAUUGUUCUCAAAUACAAAUAAUCAAGACUCUUCGAGCUUGCUUAAUCAAAUCCCUUUACCAUAUCAAUCUAGCACACAAGAUAUUCAAGCUCUACAACAAAACAAUAUCCAGGCUCAAUUGCAACUGCAAGCUCAACUGCAAGCUCAAGAGCAAGCUCAACUGCAAGCUCAACUGCAAGCUCAAGAGCAAGCUCAACUGCAAGCUCAACUGCAGGCUCAGAAGCAGGCUCAAGAGCAAGCUCAACUACAGGCUCAGAAGCAGGCUCAAGAGCAAGCUCAACUCCAGGCUCAACAGCAGGCUCAACUCCAGGCUCAACAGCAGGCUCAACUCCAGGCUCAACAGCAGGCUCAACUCCAGGCUCAACUCCAGGCUCAACAGCAGGCUCAACUCCAGGCUCAACAGCAAGCUCAAGAGCAAGCUCAACAGCAGGCUCAACUCCAGGCUCAACUGCAAGCUCAAGAGCAAGCUCAGCAGCAGGCUCAACUGCAAGCUCAAGAGCAAGCUCAACUCCAGGCUCAACUCCAGGCUCAGCAGCAAGCUCAACUGCAGGCUCAACAACAGGCUCAACAACAGGCUCAACAGCAAGCUCAACUGCAGGCUCAAAAGCAGGCUCAAGAGCAAGAUAUUACAGCUGCUCUUCAGCAAGUUACUGCUGCUUUUCAACAAGUUCCACAACAAGCCUCACAGCAAGCUCCACAGCAAUCUUCUCUUCAUAACACACAAUAUCAACUACCAGUCAUUAACACUGCUAAUAUUAAUAACCUGCCAGGGCAGCAAAAUGCUUUUGAUCCAAAUCAACAAUCACAACCACAACAACCACAAGAAUCUUCAAUUCAACUAGCUUCUAUUUUACAACAGCAGCAGCAAUCAAUACCAUCACCAUCAUCAGUAAACCCACAUCAACAUCUAUUACAACAGCAACAACAACUACCACAAUAUUUAAAUAAUCAAACUUCAAGUAUGCCUCCUACAUUACAACCCCCAAAUAUACAAAAUUCUUCAGCAGCAGAGUAA
Messenger RNA from Entrophospora sp. SA101, 1458 nucleotides. NCBI's taxonomy places the organism in Eukaryota, Fungi, Glomeromycota, Glomeromycetes, Entrophosporales, Entrophosporaceae. The record is from the annotation of a GenBank genome assembly.